This is a messenger RNA of Tuber aestivum (summer truffle), 6461 nucleotides long. NCBI's taxonomy places the organism in Eukaryota, Fungi, Ascomycota, Pezizomycetes, Pezizales, Tuberaceae. The record is from the annotation of a GenBank genome assembly.
ACUCUCAUUGUCUCAGCUCGUCUUACCCCACCUCUUAUUGACCCGUCCCAUAUCACCCUCCUAUGCGUACAUACAGUACAAUUGUCACGGCUGCAAUCACCACAAUACCAUCCCAUCGCCCUCAUCAUACCUAUCGUGGUCACUAUUCUCUUCUCACGAGUCCUCCAGGGUUUCUAUCUCCUAUUGGUUCCUGUUGGCUACAAACUUUUAAGUCCUAGUGUACCCUACCUGCUACAGCAUUCAUUUAUUGGGCUCCUGGAGGGUGGAUUGGGCUUCACGCCCUUCUUUGUUUCUCAGUCUUUGUUUGUUCGGUACAACUGGGAAGAUGGCUCUUACCUGAAUGUUGCUGCCCGGUGCCAAUGAACGGUGAACAGGAGAGACUCUCAUACCCAGUGUUUCCCGGUUGGAUAUCUGGGUCUGUGCACCAUGGCUUUGGAACUGGGUGAAUGCGGCAUGGCUACGGCUGCGGGUCUCCCCCAUCUCGGUGAGGCUCUUGCGUGGAUAUUGUUUCUCACGCCGCUGUUGUCUGAAUAAUACCUUGGCUUUCCUUUCCGGUUUGUUUUCUAUUUGCUUUCACGAUCUCCUCCGAGCCUUUUAUGUGAUAUCUGCCUGUGUCACCCUCACUUCCUUCUGGGUUCACCGUUCUUCCGCCUUCCACCUCAUCACUGCCCAGUUCUCUGGCUCAUUUGUGGCCCGCUGUCAUUCCGAGGGUUGGAGAUUCCGGGUUUCUCAUCUUACGGGAUCAAUUAUACAGCCCUGCCGACCUGAUUCCGAGUAUCCCUUACGCUCUUCAAGUUGAGGAUUGAAAAUCGUCGGGCAAGGGUUGCACCCUUUGUCAAACAGUGCUCUGAAGGUUUCCGCUAUUCUUUUCUCAGAGAAACACCACAAUCGACGGAUCAUUGAUUCGAGCAUCCUACUGAACCAGGGCUCCUUCUCGCUACCCAGAAAUACCGGAACCUCCUUGGGCAGGAGUCUGCUAACGAGCCAGUAUCUUUACCCUCUGCGCCGUGAAUAGUUGCCGCAUUUUGUCAGCACCAUCUCAAAAUCACUUUGCUUACCACUGCCAUGGAAUUCUGUCGAACCCUUCCCCCAAUUUUUGAGCACAUGGGAGGUUACGAGCACCCCACUGUUAUUGAAGUUCAGGAUCAUGGUAUUGUUCUCUAGGCCUCGGGGCUGUCAGUGGUUUAUCCUAGUGAUUUUGAAUAUUCAUAUAAAUUCUUUAGAUCAAUACCUCCCAAAGAAACCGGCUAUCGGUUAUUCCAAGCAACUAGUUGAUCUUACAGCCGAUAUGAUGCUUACUAAUAGAGGUGGUUGGCUAUCUAUUCAAAUUGAACCUUUGACAUGUACUUUGAAAUUGACGAUGGGCACUUGAAACUAUAGGCAAUCACACACCCUUAUCUAACGCUGCCUUCGAUUGGAGACUUCCUCGUGCCGAGCCUAAUGGAUCUAUUAGGGAAGCCCCCCGAACUCCUCAAACUCCUAAAACACCAAAGCCUCACGAAAAUUCUAGAUACCCCGGGUCCGGGCACACCGGGGAAUGCAAAAUCUCAGGGAUUACCGGCACCGAUUUCCAUGGUCCCAGCGCUCCACAGAGACCUACUCAGGUGCACGAGUUGGACCUUGAAUUGAUUGAGUAUCAUAAGAUGAGACUCCGCAAGCGGAAGACUGUUGAACUUUUCGAUGGGUCCUUUAUCCGCAUUGUCUCAAUCAAGAAUAAACUUACAGAAGAUGGGAGUAGUGAGAUAUUUCUUCAAGGGCCACAGUUCCUCAGAAGCAGAAAUUUGUUAGGGUUUUUGCCAUUGAAGAAGAACGAAGUUGCCAUGUCUUCGCUAUCGUUAUCCGUCCCCCUUUCGAAGGUCUUAAAAACAAGGAUUUUGAUUCUUACAAACGCCAAUUUUCCAGAGUUCCGGGAUAUCACCGGGGUGGGUGAUGCUGAUGAGAGGGAAGGUAGACUAAUUUGUCGGUGGGCAAUAAACCUCGUCAGCAAGGCAGAAGGCUAUCUAUGGCGUCUCAAGGAAGACGAAGCAGACAAAGAAUUUCGAGUUGCAGAAAGGGGCUUGCGAGAUCAAUGGAGAGGGGGUCUCAUGAGAGCUAAAACCACGAAUUCGAACCAUCUAAACCACGCAAAGAAACGCCAUAAACGCCAACGGGAUGGGACUCUCAAACAGAUACGCCUCAAUAGUGGCGGGGACUAUGGCGAGCCAAAAGGAACAUAUUCUCAUCUCACAGGAAACCCCUUUACCAAAGAUGGAUGUAUGCAAAGAACCACAGGCUCCGCAUUUGCUAAGUGUCAUGCGCAAGUACCUGAGAAGGAAACCCGAUUCCCCAAUACACAACCAGCCCCUUGUGCUCCUCCAUCGCCUCCAACUUCGAGAUGGGAUCCUGAUCCUGAACUCAUGGACAUAUCUCCUCCUCCUCCCCUUAAGUCCUUCGACGAAUUGUUUCCCGACCAAUUGGCUUUUGGAGGCUUCUCGACCAAAUUCGGGCUCCAGUCGCCCCCUAGAACGCCAUUCUCGAAAACUGGGACUGGGCUUCGGGUAAACAUUGACCCUUCGGUGGUAUAUCUGUGGAAUAUUUCUAAUGAGACCCAGGUUAACGGCUCUCAUAUCUAUAACAAAAAUGCCCCUGCCUUCCCAGGCUCCAAUACAAGACUCUCUACGUUAAGUCGCCCCGAGCGGCUUACGAAUAACCCCCCAGCUAGAGCCAAUCCACUCGGUAGCCCGAUGCAACGGGAGGCUCCUCUCAGAGGGGGCGGCCUAAGAAAGGUUACUACUCUUGACGAUGUCGGGUCAGAAGGUUAUAACCCUAUAACUAGCAUUCCUCUUCGCCAGCCCGUCUUCAACUCUCCUUGCGAAACUGCUUACACAUUUGGCGAUGCGUUUUGUGGCGGAGGCGGGAUGUCUAGUGGUGCCCGUGCAGCGGGGUUCAGGAAUGCGUGGAGCUUUGACUCUAAUUAUGAAGCCGUGUCAACCUAUCGCCGGAACUUCCCUCAGUGCACAACUUAUCACUCGACAGUUAAUGAUUUUCUCACGCUUCGUCAUCCGGAGCUUCUGGUUGAUGUCGUGCAUCUUUCCCCUCCAUGCCAACCUCACUCACCUGCUCACACGAUUGCUGGGAAGGAUGACGAUAACAACGAAGCAUCCUUAUUCUGUGUCCGGCAGUGUCUGCAGGCUUGCAGACCGAGAAUGGUUACGCUUGAACAGACCGACGGGCUCUUGAAUAGACCUGAAUGGUUCCGGAGCUUGGUCAUGAUGUUCACAGAUCUCGGCUUCUCCCUCAGUUGGAAGGUUUUACAUGGAGUGGAGUAUGGGGUACCACAAACACGAAAAAGAUUGUUUCUUCUAGCAGCGAGGUGAGUGCCCGAUCUGCGUCUGGAUUAGUGGGCUCUGCUGACCCAUCUAGUCCCGGAGAAGCGUUGCCCGAAUUUCCAAAGCCAACCCACGCCCACCCAAAAGCUGCGAACACAGAGGGUCGUGCCCCUCCACGCACAGUGCGUGAUGCCAUAUCCGGCAUACCGGCAACUGCCACCUGUCAUGUCCAUAACUUUAGCCCAUUCCCCGAUGGACCCCGACUGUCGACAGUAAACCUCGAUUUACCACUCAUGUCUACAAUCCUUGCUAGUGGUGGCCCUUACGACGUUCACCCAAAUGGUCGAAGACCCUUCACCCCGAGAGAGCUCGCGUGUCUCCAAACGUUUCCUAUCUCCCAUGUCUUUUAUGGCAGUCCGUUCCAGAAGAAGAAGCAGAUUGGAAAUGCUGUCCCGCCUGUUCUUGCAGAGGCACUGCUAAGGGAGGUGCGCAAGGCUCUCGAGAGAGCGGAUCGGUCGAGGAAGAAGAAAUCUGGCCAAGAUCCGUCUUGGGUUCCAGGAGGCAGCCGGGGAAGAUUGGCACGUAACCCUAUAUGCAUCGCGGAUUGAGCUGUGAUAAGGGGUGUGUGUGCACUCCAUUAAUCGAUUUUAUGAAAUCUUUUUUUUUCCUCCUUUUUUUUUCCCUUAUCGCGGGGGCAUUUUGGUCGCGUUCGGGCUGGGAGUCGAGUGGGGUGUUUUCGUUCUUCUCAAUAUUUUUACCCAACUUUUGUUAUGUACACCAGCACUCUUGGAGAGGAGUAUUAGCUAUUUUAUAUUAUGUCUGGGCUAUGCACGGGACGGAGUAUGGCAAUCAGGGGGGGAUUUUGAUGUCUUUUUUCCCUCCCCUCCCUCCAUUUACCAUAGACACAAUGCAAUUUUUUACUCUUUUCAACCCAACAUGGAUGGGAUUAAUCAGCCGACAAAGGCUUUAUCCCGCAGAUCGUAUCAUUCCAUAGCAUUUUCGCACAUCAAGCCAAUAUAUGUAUAACAUGGUGAAAAGCCGAGUCCAUUCAGGGAGAGAGGUGGAGAAAGAAGCACAAGGUAUCAACAUCAACCAAUGGACAACCCCAACUCCAGAAGCAUGAAAACGGCAACAGUAACAAUAAAAGAAAGCACUGCGAAAGGAAAAGAAUCAUGCAUCACAUCCCACCCAUGAUUCGCUCCCAUCUCAGUUCGGGCUGCCCGCGGGGCUACGCGACAUGAGUCCUGCGACUCCUAACCCACCUCCUCCUCCCGGCCCCUCCAGUACGCCGGCAAGUCAAGCAGGAAAUGAUAAUGUCAAAAACACUACAGACCCAACCCAUCAGCAUACACUUUUCUGUUCUUUUCCGUCUUUUUUCUUUUCCCUUCUUCGGAAGAGGAGGGGGAUAACCUACUUUGCAACGCCGUUAAUGAUAGCUUUCAAGAUACCAGCGAUACCAUUCACGAUGGCCAUGCAGGUAUUCCCGAUCGCGCGAAAGACAGACCUGAUCUGUUGGCUGUUAGCUAUUGGAGUAGCAUCAUAGGAGGCGGGAGGGGUACGCAGGAAACUAGGCCGCCCAUUUUUUUCUUUUUUCUCUCUCUAGUAAGGUGCGAGUAGUAGAGAAGGUAGGUAGACUAAGUUUUCUGCUUGUAGAGUGGAGGUGGAGAGAGGUAUGAUACUCGAGUAGAGGUAAAAAAAAGUAGCUCAAGUUGGUGGAUAGGGUUAGUAUUUCUGGACCUGGGUGGGUGGUGGCUGUAUAAUACUAUGACAGUAGUCGAUAUUCGACAGAGAAUGGGGGAAAAGUGUUAGGAUAUGAUAAUACUAAGAUUGAGAAAGCUACGGCAAGUCGCGUCCAGGCCGGGAUUUAUAUACGGUAAAGUUACCCUUCUUCCUCUUCUUCUUCUUCCCCUUGCGACAUAUGAUACGAGAUGCGAAUCUUUUACCCGUAUGGUACAAGUAAGGUAUCAUACGUAAGUUACCGUAGGCCUUGUAUCAUACUCUACCUACAGGUACUGUGCUAUGCCGAUAUCGUGUACUAGUGCAGUAUCUUGAUACACGAAACCUGCUGUCUAUCUAUCUGUCUAUACGAGUACAGUACGCCGCCAGUAACUUAUCAAGUUUAUCGGUAUGUACAUGGACUACACGCGUAACCAUAGUCUACUCAAGUAAUCAUACGGUAUUCGUACAGUACAUCAUCAUGACCCAUCAUCAUCACUGGGUAACUUAAGUUAACGCACAGAAGCGUUUUUUCUCGGAAAAAUACUGUAUGAUACCUGACGUCAAUGAUGAUGCGAGUGUGACGUAUGCGGCUCAACUGGAAGAUGGGGAAAACAAUAGAUUCAUCUCAUUAAGGCCAUCUAUGAUACUCAAGUAAUUUACCGGUAUCACGCCGUAUUCGGAUGGUCAGCGUGCAAGCGAAGAAAGAUUCAGGGUUAGGUGUGUGCACUAAGAUGAGUAUCUAUUUUUAUUUUUAUUUAUUUUUAUUUUUCCCCCAACGUCACGCACGGGUGGAUGGAUCGAUGGAUGGAAAGUUGCUCCCCAAGUUUUUAACUUUGACCCGGCAAAAUCCUGGAAUGUUAAGUUACCUACUGUAUCGUGCCAAACUAUUAUAGCCAUCAUUGGUGGCUUGGCGUGAUGCCGGGAAGCCUCGGGGCUGGGUAUGAUACCUGGAAUCUACCAUACGCUUGGGCAUCCCAGAUUGGACGGACGGAUGGAUGGGUGGGUAGAUUGACGGGCAAGUGGGUGAUUCUAUCAAGUACUCGUACGGUACGAGUAUUAGUCCAGUGGGGCAUAGCUCCCUUCCCUUUUCCACCCAGCCGGUGAAGGCUCUACUCGAGUAGGAGCGAGCUAUGAUAGGUGUUAGUACUCGAGUAUGGGAAUAAUAAGUCACCAGAUUAUAUCCGUAAUUAGAUGGUCGGAUCCUGCUUUUUUAUGAGGGUACACUACACGUUAGGAUAGAUAGCAUCUCUUGUUGAGUCCUCAAGGGGGGGCGUACUGUACAGUACAGUACAAGUACAAUACUGUGCUUUGCGCUCUAUUAUGCGCUAGGAGAGAUUCAGCAUACACAUAAACUAGAUUUAAUGGGAAUAAAUAAUACCGGUAAGAGUAUAUACACCAUUGCAGCGGCGGAAUCCGGGCUGCAUUUUUAAAGGU